This is a messenger RNA of Aphanomyces invadans, 1877 nucleotides long. RefSeq lists its product as hypothetical. The transcript is spliced from 7 exons. Bases 6 to 710 code for a protein of 234 amino acids. Lineage: Eukaryota; Oomycota; Saprolegniomycetes; Saprolegniales; Verrucalvaceae. Gene Ontology annotation, molecular function: 6,7-dihydropteridine reductase activity; NADPH binding; NADH binding. The record is from RefSeq and is a predicted model, not a curated record. Gene Ontology annotation, biological process: tetrahydrobiopterin biosynthetic process; L-phenylalanine catabolic process. Gene Ontology annotation, cellular component: cytoplasm.
CGAGCAUGCUGAAGCGAUUGCUUGUGGUUGGCGGUUCUGGCGCGCUUGGCCGCGGUGUGGCAGCGCGCUUUAAGGCGGCCAAGUGGUCUGUGAUCAACGUCGACUUUGUGACCAACGACAACGACGAUCUCUUGAAUGUCACUUUGGAUGCGAGUAAGAGCACGCUGCAACAAUUGCCCAAAGUCGUGGAAGGGCUGAAGAACAAGAAAGUCGAUGCUGUGGUGUGUGCUGCAGGGGGCUGGGCCGGUGGAAACGUUGCCAGCCAGGACGCCGUCCACAAUCUGGCGCAAAUGUACACGAUGAACAUGGAGUCCGCGCUUCUCGCUGCCCAUGUGGCCGCAACCUCGUUGAAUCCUCACGGCCUGCUUGUCUUGACCGGAUCUGCUGCUGCUUUGACCGCCACGCCAGAAAUGGUUACGUACGGCAUGAGCAAAGCCGCGACCCACCACUUGGUCGCGAGUGCAGUACCAACCCUCCCUCCCGGCGCUACGUCGCUGGCUAUCUUGCCCAUCACCAUCGACACCCCAACGAAUCGAAAGUUUAUGGCCGACGCCGACUUCUCCACGUGGACUCCAGUCGACGAAAUUGCGCAGCAAUUGCUGUCGUGGUCCAUGGACCCAUCAACUCGCCCGGCAUCGGGGCAUCUCGUCCAAGUGACGACGAGCCGUGGCCAGUCGACGUGGACGCCAAAGGGGAAUCCAUUUGCCUAAACGGCACGAGCUAGUGGAGUUGACGUUCUUUCGUCUCCAGAUUUCACAGGCACAUUCCAUGACACACGUCCAUGCCUUGUUAUGCCCAAAAUUUCUUGGUCUUAUUCCCACCUACAUGACAACACACGACCGUCGACAGAUCAAUCGCCGCAAAUCCGGCGCAACUUCGCUGACGACUGUGAUCUCUUCAGGGCACCGCACGUCCAGGAUCUUGAUGCUGCCUUGGCGCAAACACACGAGCGCCAGGCAGUCCGUUGUGACAUGCACACUAGUCACGUCAGCGUCUGCUGCCACGUACGACCCGAGUCGCUCAAACCCGUGGAGUCGACUGAAACGCAGGAUGCAGAGGCCACCGGGACCUAGUGCCACGUACACGUGGUGGCCAACGACUUGGACGCAGUUGGCAGCGUACGAGGACGGAAACGAGUGCGACGCGACCUCAACGGGAUGGAAUGGAUUGCUCACGUCAAGGACUUUGAGCCCGCCGUAGCUGAACGCGACGAAUAGAAAAGACGAAAGCAGCGCCAUGUGUCGAGCGUCGAACGUGCCGUGGGCGUACGAACUGAUCUCGCAGGGCAAACUCGCAUUCGUGACAUCGAGGAUCCGAAUGCCGCCGGGACCAAAGCUCACGUAGCCCCAUCCGUCCUGCAGCAGGACAAACCGUGCUUCAUGGAGCUUGUCGUCUUUGAAUCCUCCGAGCUCGACAGGGCUGCUUGGAUUUGCAACGUCCAAAACACGCACGCCGGCUUGACCGAACGUGACCAGCGCGAUGUCUCCUUGCACCGCGAUGCACUUGGCACUGCAACGUGGAUGGACGAGGGCGCCGAUUUCGUCAAUCGCCGCGUCGAUACUGGUGAAUAUCCGCAGACCCGACCUCCCGCACGCAGUGUACACAAUGCGCCUGUCGAUGGUGAAGUGUUUCAGCUUCAUGCCUCCUUGACCUUCGAGGAACUCUGCGACAACUUGUGGGCACUCGGGCGUCGUGAUGUCGAUCACAAGCAUGCCGUACACCCCCAGCGAUAAGUAUGCCUUGGUGGUGUCGCCCAACGCUUCAAUAUGGGCCCACUUCACCCUGCAUCGAAAUGUACUGGUCAAGCCAAGUUGAUCCUGCACCGUACUUGUAAUCAUGGACAAAAUGUCCGCCAUCGUUCGUGCCGUCGGCCGCCA